AUGCUUUUUCAUAACCUUCAUUCAUUUCUUUCUUUCCUCUUUCUUUAUAAUAUUCAAAUUAUACCUUCAACCUUCUUCGUUCGUUUUUGUUUUCUUUCUUACGCAUGUUCACUUUCCGUCAUACAUCUUUCUUUCUUUCUUUAUUGUCUUUUCCGUUGUGCUUCCUUUUUAUUACCUUUUCUUUUUGUUUUUUACUUUCUUUUUUCUUUACAGGUUUUAUCCGCUUUCUUUCUUUCUUUCUCUUUAUUUAUUUUCUUUCUUAUUAGAACCUAUAUUCGAUAUUUUUUCUCCUUUUUCAUAGCCUUCUUUAUUUUCAUUAUCGCUUUAUCAACUUUUCAACAUUCUAUUUUUCUGUAUCUUUCUUCUUGGCCUUUACUCUUUAGAUCUCUCUUUUACCGCUUCCUUUUAUCUUUUUCUUCUUUCUCUUUUAUUGUAUCCCUACAUUUCAUGUUUCUCUUCUUCCUACAUUUAAAGCAACAUUUUUUUCUUUCUUUUUAUUCGUUCUUGUCUUUAUUCGCUUUCUCUUCAAAACUACUCCCUUUCUUUUACUUAUAUUUCUUCUUUUUUUUCUUUAUUUCACCCUCUUUAUUUCUCUUUCUCUCCCACUUUUGUUUCUUUUUUUGUUUGUUUGUUUUUCGUUUUUUGUUUUUUUGUUGUUGUUUUUUUUUUUGGCUUCAAAAACAAACCCUACUUUUUUAUAUCUACAUAGCCUACCGUCUCAUCAAUUUAUCAACUCGCCCAAUGUUCCCAUUUGGAACUGGUCCCAGACUAUUAAUACACCGUCUCUUCUUUAAUUUCCUCUCCUGA
This is a messenger RNA of Acanthosepion pharaonis, 807 nucleotides long. The record is from the annotation of a GenBank genome assembly. Lineage: Eukaryota; Metazoa; Mollusca; Cephalopoda; Sepiida; Sepiidae.